GAUAGCUUAUAAAUGUCAGAAGUGCCAUGUGAUAAUAGCGAGUACAGCAAGCGUGAGUAUUGGGAUCAAAGGUACACUAAUGAGGACGAAUAUGAUUGGUUACCUUCUAUUUACCCAGCAUGUGUUCAAGCUGCGUUUGAUUCGGUAGAAAAGGUUUAUGAAGAACAACAUCGACUCCGUUCAUGCAAUACAAAUGAACCACAUGUAAUUAAAGUUCUUCACCUUGGUGUUGGGAACUCGAAUAUAUGUGUCGAUCUGUACAGACAUUACACCGGAAAAUAUUCCGACCUCAAGACUGCUCCUUACCAGCUGGUGCAGGUUGCCAUGGAUUACUCCGAAGUGGUCUUAGAGAAGAUGCGAUUAAAGCACGCCAACCUUCCGAAUACACACUGGCUAGUGGCUGAUGUGCGCGAUCUAAAAGAGGUAAGGCGUCUUUAUGGGCCAUCCUUCGACCUUGUCAUAGAUAAAUGCACAAUGGAUGCACUUCAAACGGACAAAGCUAAUCCAAGAAUGGAGGAAGACAUCGAUAAAAUGCUUCACGAAGUAAGCUUAUGCUUCGCAGAUCGAUGUCUAACAAAUUCUACGCGGUACGGGCAGUUCAUCCAAGUAACAUGGGAAAUUCCUUAUUUCAGAUUGUAUUACACUUUAAGAAAGGAAUCAGACACCAAAUUUGCUUGGGGAACCAAUACAAGCUACCGAUUCCUGGGGGACAGUGACUUAUAUCGUUUGUACAUUUAUGAAGUUCAGCAAUAAGCAGCGUAAUCUCUACACAUGACGCUCUAUAACAUCAACAAUCCAUUGAUAACUCUUCACCUCCUUUUUAACCACAGAAGAGUAUUGUUACUGGAAAUAAUAACUCGGAUUAAAAUCGAUUUUUUAGGUUUUGUCUCACUAUUGAUAACAAGUCAUGAGAAUACGUAAGAAAA
Phytomonas sp. Hart1 is the source of this 926-nucleotide messenger RNA. The record is from the annotation of a GenBank genome assembly. NCBI's taxonomy places the organism in Eukaryota, Euglenozoa, Kinetoplastea, Trypanosomatida, Trypanosomatidae.